UAAAACAAUAGUCCAUAUCAAAAACUUUAUUCAUCACAGUAGUAUGCAACCAAACUAAAACAAAAGAAGAAAAGGAAAUCCCAUUUUUCUUCUCAAUCAAAAAUCUAUAAAUAAGGGUCCUUUGGCUUUGGCUUCUCCAUUCAUUACUUUUCUCUUUUGUAUUGAAAAUAGAAGGUGAGGAGAGGUAGAGAUAUAUAUUAAUGGCUUCUUCUUCUUCUCCUCGACUUUCCUUUUACUUCUCUUUCUUGCUUCUCCUCCUCCUCACUACUGCCAUGGUAGCUUCUGCCGCUCGCCAUGCACCUCCAAUUCCAAUUUCGAGCAAUGAGAGAAAUGAUGAAGGGAUGAUUGGGUUACAAGACUAUGGUGAUGCACGUGCCAAUCAUAGACAUGAUCCUCACCAUCCUCUAACUGUCAACAAAGGGAACAAGAAGGAAUUGGAUGGUUAAUGAGAAUUAGAGGAUAUUAUAAUGGCAUUAUGAUCAAGUGGUGGAAGCAACUAUUUGGUGUGUGUUGAGAUAAUUAAUACAAGAAAUAGAAAUUUUUCACACACUAUAUGAUAUUUUUGCAUAUCCCUUUAGUUUUAUAUAUAUCAAAUUUAAAAGAUUAUAUAUUGUAACUAUUUACUAAUUAACGUUAAGGUAAUUAAUUUUCUAUUAUUAUCAUUA
Molecule: messenger RNA, 665 nt
Organism: Cucumis melo (muskmelon)
Lineage: Eukaryota; Viridiplantae; Streptophyta; Magnoliopsida; Cucurbitales; Cucurbitaceae
Product: protein PSY1-like
Exons: 3
Coding region: 201-446 (81 amino acids)
Source: RefSeq, a predicted model, not a curated record